Molecule: messenger RNA, 939 nt
Organism: [Torrubiella] hemipterigena
Lineage: Eukaryota; Fungi; Ascomycota; Sordariomycetes; Hypocreales; Clavicipitaceae
Source: the annotation of a GenBank genome assembly
AUGACACGAGACUUUACUCAAGCAUUCGCCUGGUUGCGACCUAUUGAUUCCUACUAUGAGAGACAGACACCGCCUCAAAGCAUCCUCGGCCAUGCUGAUCACAACCGACCCCUCGACGAGAUCGAACAUCUUCAAGACCAAAUAAGGACUCUCCAAAAUGAAAACGAAGCUUUACAUCAGCUUGUAGGUCGUCACAAUCAUAAUGUAGCCGAAAAGAUACGGACCAUCUGCCUGUUAGAGGCAGACCGCUUCGAAGCCAUCGCGCGAGAACAAAGCUCUGCUGCUGCCAGGGCAAAUCUUGAACUUCGAUUGUUAGCCUCUGAGGAGCAAUUACAAGCAGAAAAAGCGAAGUUUGACGAAUUAGAGAAUGAAUUGGAAGAUCGACUAGCGAGAAUUAACCUUUUACAUGUGCGUGAGCAAGAUCGCCUGGCUCAGCUGUUGUCAAGAUCAUUAGAUCAAUUGGCCGCUGAGAGAUUUGAAAGAAAAGUAUACGAAACGGCCAGUGCCGCAGCAUUUAUGCUGCUUCCAGCACUGAGCGAUCAAACAUCCUAUAAUCGGUUAAUCGCUGUUACUCGCGAACGCUGCACUUUGACCCGUCUACCCCGAGACAGCACCACCCCUUCUACAGCAGUAAGAGUGAGCAUCUCGAGAAUUUUGAAUACUAAAGAGUUCAAUACUGAGGACAAUAUUGGUAAAGACACCGACGCCGAGCCAAGAAAGCGAAAACGACCUGCAGGAUCAAUAGAGUUGCGCAAUCUAUAUAUCGAUACAACUGAAUACAAAAAAGAGGAGGACACAAGAUCUUUGGAAGAGGUCAUGGCCGGAAUUAGCCACCUCGAUAAUGCAGAAGAGCCUAGCUGGCGCGAGAGGCUGGCCGCGUUGGAUAGACAGUCUCGAAAGAGAUACGUUGUCCCGGAAUGGGUCUAUUAUAAGUGGUAG